Sitophilus oryzae (rice weevil) is the source of this 2375-nucleotide messenger RNA. RefSeq lists its product as uncharacterized. Gene Ontology annotation, molecular function: G protein-coupled peptide receptor activity. Gene Ontology annotation, cellular component: membrane. The transcript has 9 exons. Lineage: Eukaryota; Metazoa; Arthropoda; Insecta; Coleoptera; Curculionidae. Bases 385 to 2073 code for a protein of 562 amino acids. The record is from RefSeq and is a predicted model, not a curated record. Gene Ontology annotation, biological process: G protein-coupled receptor signaling pathway.
GUCGAUCGGCGCUAACCCAUCCACGAUCUCUCGCCAAACGCGAGGUGAAAUUUUCGUGAAAAUUAAGCCUCGUACCUGCUAAAUGCGGCAUCGGUAUCGACGCAAAGUCCCAAAAUAAAAAAAACAAAUACAGAUUUCCGUGCUCGGUGAUUUAGCAAAUUUUGCCGUGACAUGCCAAAUUUUCGUAGAGCUUAUUUGUUGUGAACGGAUGUUAGUGAGAACUUUUUUUUUUGUUAUUUUGUUGCUAUAGUAUGUUAUGAAACGUUUUAGCAACACGAAAAAGUAAUUUGGUUUCCGGACGACGGCGACGCAGAUAUCUUUUCAAAAAUAAAAAUGUGGAUUUGGAUCACGUGACGUUCAAUUCUACAACUACCACCGUAAAUAAUGAAGGACUCGACUGAAUUAAUACUGGAGGGUUCCAGAUUCUGGUUCCAAAAGGUUCUGGUGCCUAUAAUGGUUUGUCUUGGAGUAACAGGAAAUACAAUCACUGUAAUGGUAUUAACAAGAAUAGAGAAAAUAAGACACACUAGAAUAGUGUUUACUACACCAAACAAUAGUGUUUUUAAAGGGAGGCGAAUGAGAUCGUCCACUAAUAUCUACCUGUCCGCUUUAGCCAUAGCGGACAUAAUACAUUUGUUCUUCGUAUUUCUUCUUUCUUUCAAACACUACAACAACAUAAACGACAGAAAAUAUGAACUGUACUGGAGAUUUUAUGGACUGAGUCAUUGGUUUUGUGACGCUGCAAGUAGUACAUCGGUUUGGUUAAUCGUUUCCUUCACGAUAGAACGAUACGUCGCAGUGUGCCAUCCAAUGAAGGGAAAAUAUUUUUGUACAGAGAGUAGAGCUAAAACUGUCAUCGUUAUCGUUUAUAUUUUCUGCAUCCUCACAACUGCAUCCACCACGUUCGAGUACCAGCUUAGUAUGAACGACAUGGAGAACUGUACGGAAUGCAAGAUUGACCCGAAAAAAAUUAAUUUUGAAAAUGGCAGUUUUGCGGGCAAUAGCACGUCGGGAGAUUUAAAUGGUGCAACACACUACGUACCUAAUAAUGUUAUUUUGACAAAGGACAAUACUUCCGAAAAUAGUAAGAAGGUGUCUACUCUGAAAGUAUUUAACGAUCCCAAUUUAACACCUAUCCUAAAAAGCAUUUUGGCCAAUUGUACGACGAAUCAUCCUCAUAUCAUUUACGUAUACCCCCAGAUACUGAACGUUAGUAGUGAAAUAAGCCCUAGAGAUAACGCUAAAGUGGAAACGAUAUCUAAUAUGACUAUAGUUCACAAUUACUUGAAUGAAACAAAAGACACUCCUGGAAGAGAUAUGUCCCUUCCUAUAAGCGAAGCAUUAAAUGGAAGUGACGGUAAUAAUGUAACGAGUAUUUCGAAUAAGUUUUGUUGUACUAAAAGACUUUGGAUCGAUGUGGAAAGUACUAAUUUAGGCAAAAAUGAAACGUAUACCAGCAUUAUGUACUGGUAUAGCGCCCUAUUUUUUGGGCUCUUUCCCUUGACACUGAUAGCAACGUUUAAUUGUUUUCUAAUCAGAGCUGUAUACUUGUCGCAACGUAAGCGCCGAGCUAUGACAAACUCCAAGAAAAACAAUUCUCAGGAGUCAUCUGUAUCUUCCCAUAAUGAAAAUCGAAUAACUAUAAUGCUUAUAGCAGUUGUAGUUAUGUUUUUGAUAUGUCAGACUCCGACAGCAUCACUAUUGAUAUAUCAGAACUUUUAUCCACCAAAAUCACAUCGAGAAAAGAAUAUUCAUCACACUCUAGGAAACGUAUUCAACUUUCUCGUCACUGUACACGCUUCCUGCAAUUUCCUGCUGUAUAGCACAAUGUCCAAAAAGUUCCGAACUACUUUCAAGAAAUUGUUCUUCGACAGAAGCAAAAACAAACGGCAAGAUACAAUAGUUCUAUCUACAUCAAAAAGUAAUUCGCAAAAAUUCAAUCCCUACCAUCACGGUAUAAAGCGGAAUCCUACAGAAUACCGUACCCCAAGAAAUUUGGAGGUAACUAUAUAUUUUUUUAAUAAGGGAAAGUACGUCAACACGUACAACAUGAAAGUUGGCAUUGGAGUUUAAAUAAAUUGGCAGGAUUGAAUGGCUUGAUCUAAUCAACCUAUUUCUCUUGGUUCAAAGCUUGACAGGCAUGCCAAGGUCAAAAUCGCUGAUGGCACGUCCCGGUGGAAAAGUAAAAUCAAGUGAUUUGAUCGUCUGAGAAACUGCUAAUAAAUUCUACAUCUAUUAGUAUGCAAAGUUGGCUCUUCUGUAGAAAUUGCCGUUAACAAAGAAAAAAUGUCGCAAUUAAAAAAGUAUGAACUCUAUUUUUUAAAGAGCAAGUACAAUAUGUACAUUAUGUAUAUUUAAAUAAAAGUUGGACAGUU